AUGCUUGCGGGCAAAGGAUACUCGUGGAAGGCUGCUAAAGCCCGACUGCCACCAUCAAGGCAGGUCAUCAGUACAGUACGGAACCCACGCUUCCUCAUCUCCAUUGGUCUGGUCACAGCAAUCGUACUGCUAUGGCGGUCCAUGGGGUCAGCAGCUGGGGAGAUGCAGAGGUUCUACUGCUUCGGCCCCUCGAAACCUCCAAUGCACAUGACAGCGAACGAGAACGAAGACUGGCACGCGCACUUAAAUACCCCCGUGAUAUUCAACCAUCACAAACCAAUAGAGGUCAAUGCCACCGAAAUCCAGCACGUCGAUCUGAACGGCGUCACUUCGACCAUUGACGCAGCCAAGAACAAGGAACGCGUUCUGAUCCUCACUCCGCUCCGCGAUGCCUCGUACUAUCUCGCGAAACACUUCGACCUUCUCACGUCACUCACGUAUCCCCACGAGCUGAUCGAUCUGGCGUUUCUGGUCGGCGACACAACAGACGAUACCAUGGCGGCAUUGGCAAAGGAAUUGGAGAGGGUCCAAAACAACCCCGAAGUAGCGUUCAGGUCGACCAUGAUUGUUGAGAAAGAUUUCGGUGUCACGCUCUCGCAAAGCGUAGAGGAUAGACACAGUUUUGAGGCACAAGGUCCACGAAGAAAGGCGCUGGGCAAGGCCAGGAACUACCUACUCUACACUGCAUUGAAGCCGGAGCACAGCUGGGUAUACUGGAGGGACGUAGAUAUCGUCGACAGUCCGUCUAAGAUCAUCGAGGACUUUGUGGCGCAUGAUCGGGAUGUUCUCGUUCCUAACAUCUGGUUCCACAGGUACAAGGAGGAGAAUGGCAAGAUGGUCGACAUCGAAGGGCGCUUCGAUUACAACUCCUGGCAAGAAUCCCCCGAAGGCCUAAAACUUGCCUCUACCCUGGACAAAGACAUUGUCCUCGCAGAAGGUUACAAACAAUACCCCACGAACCGCAAGUACAUGGCCACAAUGGGCGACUGGCGCGCCGACAAAGACGAAGAAAUACCCCUCGACGGCAUCGGCGGCGUAAACAUCAUCGUAAAAGCAGACGUCCACCGCUCCGGCGUAAACUUCCCUUGCUACCCCUUCGAAAACCAAGCCGAGACAGAAGGCUUUGCAAAGAUGGCCAAGCGCGCAGGCUACGGCGUAUAUGGAUUGCCUAACUAUGUUGUCUGGCAUAUCGAUACGGAUGAGAAGCCUGGAAAUGCUUAG
Molecule: messenger RNA, 1221 nt
Organism: Alternaria incomplexa
Lineage: Eukaryota; Fungi; Ascomycota; Dothideomycetes; Pleosporales; Pleosporaceae
Exons: 5
Coding region: 1-1221 (406 amino acids)
Biological process (GO): cell wall mannoprotein biosynthetic process; protein N-linked glycosylation
Cellular component (GO): mannan polymerase complex
Molecular function (GO): alpha-1,6-mannosyltransferase activity
Source: RefSeq, a predicted model, not a curated record